AUGGCGAAACUCCGCGGUCGGUCUGGUGCUUGCACCACCUGCUUGCGCCGUCGUAAAGGAUGUGAUCAAAAACGCCCAACUUGCAGCCAGUGUCGCAAAGCAUGCAUAACGUGUGAGGGUUAUCCUAACAGAUCUAGCCUAUCUUUCGUUGAUGCAACCCAGACAACCAUCAAGCGCGCGAAUACCGUUCAUCACCAUCGAGCGCCUCGUAAGAACGCCACGGCGUCCCCGGUUAGACAUGCGUGGGCCAUGGCUUCCAAUGAUACCUUGGCCGUAAAAGCGACCGAGACGGGGCAUGUUGAUCUUUUUUGGCGCCAAUAUUUGCCAAACGGACGAGAGAUCCCGUGUGAUGUUGCGCACAAUAUCACCGGGGGCUGGGUUCAGGCCGUUCAAUCCCUUUACAGAUCUGAAGACUCGGUAUUACGGGGCAUACUAUUGGCACUGGCACUGGCUACCAAAGGGUAUUGGGAGGACAUGCCGAGUGCUCGAGAACUCGGCUUGCGCCUUUACAAUGACGCCCUAGCAGAGGCAUCGACCGUGUUCCAAUUGCCCAACAGAGCUAAAAGCAAUAGCUUUCUGGCAGCUGUCCGACUCUUCACCUUAUACGAAUCUCAUUACGGGGCGCAAUUCAACUUGGAAGGCCCAACCAACUCAAGUUCUGGUUCGCUGGUGCAAGCUGACAAUUGGCUGACGCAUAUCAAGGGGGACAUCUCGUUGCUGUUUGCGCGGUCACCUUCGUCGUUUAUGGAGGGAGAUGCUCACCGACUGUUUGUGGAUGGUAGGUUUCACUUGAUCUUCUCGGCCUUGGCCGCCAGGAAGCCUACGCCUCUCGCUUCACCAGAGUGGCUGACCAUACCAUGGACCAAACACAAUAAAACAUCCAGAGACCUUCUACUAGAUAUUCUGGCCAGUCUCACUGAGAUUAUUAGUGAGACUGACGAUCUAAGCCUUUGUCUUUCAACAGGUACGCUCGGGGUCGAUGACAAGUUGAGCAGCAUUUCCUCUGCAUGUCAGUUGGUUGAUAAGAGGCUUGCCGCGUGGGAGAUGGAGUUUGCGCCGGAAGCAAUACGCCGGCUUGCCAUCAGGUCGUCGGAUUUAGACGCUCACCUAUCCAACGCAACUGCACCAACGUUGACAUUUCAUGAGCUGGCCGCUACCCAUUUGAUGACGCUCUUCUGGGCCACUUGUCUUGCCCUGGCUCAAGUACAACAAGAUUUCUGCAAUAUUACGAGGGAUGAGAAUACAUCACGAGACGCAUAUCUUACGGAUGCCCGGCCGUGUUUCAAGAAUUUAAUGGCCACCUUGCCCAUAUUGUUCGAACCAGCUGUUGGCCUGUACCGCAUGCAUGUUGCCUCUGCACCUACACAUAUUGCCGUUCGUCACUUGCACUAUCUUCGUGAUGAAGCCGACCGACAAGAAGCACAGGUCAUCUUGGGAAAAUGUCUUGCUGCACCAGGAAGCAAAAAUUUGCGGGUGAUGGUGAGAAGUCUCUUGCAGAAAUGUCCGACAGAUCUUAAGCUUGUCUCGCUUGUUGAAGGCUUGGAGUAA
Messenger RNA from Clonostachys rhizophaga, 1548 nucleotides. The record is from the annotation of a GenBank genome assembly. Lineage: Eukaryota; Fungi; Ascomycota; Sordariomycetes; Hypocreales; Bionectriaceae.